This is a messenger RNA of Tigriopus californicus, 1370 nucleotides long. Its product is annotated as speckle-type POZ protein-like. Gene Ontology annotation, cellular component: nucleus; cytoplasm. Gene Ontology annotation, molecular function: ubiquitin protein ligase binding. The record is from RefSeq and is a predicted model, not a curated record. The coding region runs from base 135 to 1250 and encodes 371 amino acids. Gene Ontology annotation, biological process: regulation of proteolysis; proteasome-mediated ubiquitin-dependent protein catabolic process. The transcript has a single exon. NCBI's taxonomy places the organism in Eukaryota, Metazoa, Arthropoda, Copepoda, Harpacticoida, Harpacticidae.
UAACCAACCACGUGGGCUUUUGAGCAUCCAAUAUCCAGGGCUAGACUCGCUACAAGACUCCAAGUCUCCAAAUAAGCAAAGCAUUGAGAUCACGCAAAUUGUCUAACUAACUUCACUCUCAACAAUUGAAGCAAAUGGCUGAGUGCACCUGGACUAGCCACCUGAAGUCAAUCGCAGUGACAGGAUCACAUACAUUUAUCAUUGAUAACUUCUUAUCCAAAGUUCGAAAUGUGAUAGAUUCUUCCCAAACUGAAAGAUUCACAUCGGCCAGCUUUUUGGCUCAAAGUUCUCAAGAGGACUUUGAUGCGAAAUUACAGGUCGUGGUGAAAGUGGAGCUGCUUGCUAAAUCUAAUUAUGUGCGUGUUGUCGUUUUUGCCCUUUUACCGGAAUGUCCUUUGCAAGUGCCAAGCCCUCCAAAAGUUGGGCGCGAGUUUCAAGAUUAUGCCCGGGAUUAUCAAACCAACGCGCCUGAGCCUGUUAUUCCAGUUACAAGCCAAUUUAACUUUCUCGAUGAACAAUACAACGUCAUUUACAAGUCCAAACCAUUGCAUGGCUAUUACAAUGGCCAUGGGGUGCCAAUAGAUAGUUUCCUAUCUGUGAGUGCACACCAGGUGUUGGAGGAACCAAGUCAGUAUCUCCGCUCCGAUCAUUCAUUGGCCAUUCAAUGUUCGAUUGAGCUCAAUUGUGGAACCGACCUUGCCAUGGAAUCCACUGCUCCCAUCAAUCCUGAUUUGAAAUUGAGCGUGCGUUUGACCCCCGAAAAAUAUCCGGAUAUGUAUCUUGUGAGUGGUAAGACUCGGCUUCCAUGCCACAAACACAUGUUGGCGGCUUGUUCGAACGUUUUUGACGUCAUGUUCACUCAUGAUAGCAGUGAGAAGGAGACCAAUGAAGUGAUCAUUACGGAUGUGCAGCUAAAGACUUUGGAAAAGCUUCUGGAAUUUGUUUACACCGAUGAGAUUAAGGAUUUUGAGGGAUUGGCUCACUCCCUGGUCUAUGUUGCUGACAAAUACAAUAUGGCCAACCUGAAAACGUUGGCUAUGAAUGCGGCCGUUCGUAAUUUAGACACCAACAAUGUUAGCGAUUAUUUUGCACUUGGCGAAUUGGUCCAAUCUGAAUACUUGGUUCAACGAGCUUCCGAUUUUGCUUUCAAGAAUGCGACCAAAGUUAUGAAGAGCGAUGGAUGGAAGGCACUCUCCCAUGAGUCACUGAGGAAGCUAUUUGUAUCAAUUUCAAAGUCCCGCUUAGCGUAAAUUAUCAUUGUUUACGUACGUGUGAAAAAGCUGUUAUAUUUUUGGUGUUAACUAAUCCCUCUUUGUUGCAGAAUAUUAAGCAAUCGGAAAGAUGAAAGAAUAGAUGUUUUUAAUGAUGAA